AUGAGCCAAAUAGACUACCUUAUAGUACGCAGUGCAGAUGCCGGAGCCACGGCAAAACUCUCAUCCCCAGUCAAUGCAUUCCCUGUGACGGGUGACCGCCUCUCCAACCACAUUCCGAUUCAGGCAUCUCUGCAGCUUCGGCCCUUUCGGCACUUGCCGAAGGACCAGAAGGCUCCGCCUGCAUUUGACCGGAACGCACUACAAGCAGCCAUAGCAGCCGAUGACCCGCAGGCCCAGCUGCUGCAGCAGACGGUGUCUGCUCGCGUCAGUGCACUGGAGGUGCCUGCCUCCCUUCAUCUCACGCACCAAGCCAUCAAUGACAUACUGCUGCAGGAAACCAGCAGACUCUUCCCGGUGCAAGCCCGGGUGGACCACAGGGUCAGUGCGAACCCCGGCUUCCGAGCUGGUGCCACUCACACAUGGGCACUGUACCGUGAGCUCAAACGGCCAGGUGUUGUUACUUUGGCCAACGUCUGGCAAAGGUGGCGAGCUUGGUCCAACUUCAAUCGGGCAUCCAAGGAGCUUAGACAACAGAGUCGACAGCUCAAGGUGGCAUUCCACCAAGACCAGCUGCAGCAGGCUGAGAAAGCAGCUGCCUCAGGAAACCUGCGGGAACUCUUUCAGAUUACCAAAAGACUCGGCCCCAAAAAGGCCAGAGUGGCCUCACGUCUUAAAGACGAGAAUGGCAAUAUCAUGACUGAGAAGGCGGAACUUGCAGCAGUGCUCAAGUACGGUCAAGCCACUUUUGCCCAGCUACCGGACAGCCGACCUCAGCUACCCCUGCUAGAGGAUCUGACUUUCACUCUGGACGAAGUAUGGUACGAGCUCUUCCACCUACAUCCUCGUAAGGCGGUCCCUAGCCACUGUGCUCCAAGCAUUGUGUGGAAAUACUGUGCGCAGGCACUACACCAGCCUCUGACCAAGGCGCUGAAUCAGCAUUUCCAGGCGGGCUCUACCGCACGGCUGGAGGGGGAUAUGAAGGACACACACGUAGUGUGGCUGCCCAAGCCCAGUAAGCCACCCACCUCAGUAGAUGCCCUCCGCCCAAUAGGGUUAAUGCCGCCUUUUCCCAAACUAGUGGCCGGACUCCUGGCAGCCCGCAUCCAAUACCACAUAGCACCACUCCUUGACCAUCUCCCUCAAUUCGCUUAUAGCCCAGGCCGUAGCUGCGUCGACGCAAUCCGCCGCGUCCAUCAACACUUUGAAGAGGUCGAGCAAAUAAUUCAGCAAAACCAAAGCAACCGCUUCACCAUGCGACAGGGCUUCACUCCAUCACGAUGUGCAGGAGGCGCCUGCCUCAGCUUAGACCUUUCGAAGGCAUUCGACUUUGUGGACCGUGAUUGCCUCACUGACUCGCUCCUUGCACAGGGCAUUCCUCCCAACAUCGUAGCUGCAAUUCAGCAGCUCCACAAGCAGGCCAGGUACCACUACAACAUUCGAUCUCAAACCGGAAGCACUGUCACCACAAAUGGCAUCAAGCAAGGCUGUCGGGUGGCCCCGGUGCUAUGGCUGUGCUACAGCAUCACAGUUCUCCAAGCGCUCGCCAGGCAGAAGGGACUUCAAUGGCUGCAUAGGGUUAUUACCUUAUUUGCAGACGACUGGUGUGGAACAUGGACCAUUCGAAACCGCCAUGACUUCACCAGCACCUUAAGCGACCUUGAACUCCUGCUAGAAGUUCUCACUAUCUUUAAGCUGAAGGUGAAUUACCAGAAAACCGCCCUGCUCCUCACCCUACAGGGCAAAGAUGCAGAAGAUAUCCUAGCCCGACACACGAUCACCAAAGAGGGCAAAACUUAUCUCAAACUCACUGUCCUUGGCGCAGAGCAACACCUUCACAUCCGAGACUCCCACGUCUACCUAGGCACGAUCAUCACUUACAACCACAGACUGGACCUCAAUAUAUCCCAUCGUAUUGAGUCGGCCCAAACCAAGUACCAACUCAUAAGGCGAAUCCUCAACGGCAAAGGGCCACUCUCCACUCGACAUAAGCUUCGACUUUGGAAUGCCUGUAUAUCCCCCAGCUUAAGCUAUGCCAUUGAAGCCGUAGGCUGGACCCCAUCUGGGGUGAAGAGACUUCUCGUCCUUGCUACACGCCACAUUCGAGCCAUUCUGAAGCAGCCGGCGCACAUCACCCACAUUAGCAAUGCAGACAUAUGGUCCACUGCCCAGCUUAAACAGCCCACCCAGGUCAUUCUUGAAAAACUUACGAAUCUUAUUAAUCUUCGGAACCCAGCACAUCGUGCUACUGGUGCAGACAUAGUGACGAACGAAGCUGCACACGCCAGCCUCACUGCACUUCAGGCAGCUAUGCAAUCCGCCAACGACAGUGCUACAUCACAGGCCGCAGCGGACGAGUCUGCUGAAGCUGUUACAUGCCCGCACUGCCAAGCCCAAGUGAUGAAUCAGCAUGCCUUAUCCAUCCACAUCUCUCUCCACCAUCAGGAUGCGGAUAAGCCAGCCGCCGCUGAGUACCGCUUUGAUCCAGUCUGCAUCUCCCACUUCUUGAUCGGAAUGACAUACGCGGAUCUGGAGGCGAGCAUCUUCGCCCACUGCAUGCCCUCUGGGGCAGCACAGGCCAGCGCGAGCGUGGGGAACGGGACCGACCCACAGCAAACGACGACACGGGCGACACAGCCCAGCAAGCGUCCGAGAGGACCGGGAUGGGGUCCACCACAGAGGCCAUCGCGGACACCGUGGCAGCCACCAAUGUCACAUCAGCCAGUGCCUCAGCUACCACCGCCGUAUCCCAUGGCGGACCAACAGCUCGACAUCAUCUCCAAGCUAGUGUUGAAACACGAAGAAGCUCUCCACAGCAUUCGCAAAGACACAUCAUAUGUGAUGUUCUUCCGCCAAGACGAGAAGAGCCUGGUGCCGAAUCUCAUGGAAGUGGCUCGCCAGUGGAGGGAGAAAGCCACAUCAGCUACGCCGGACCCUGCCUUGCAGUCUCCUCUCAGAACGGUCUUGAUCAACUGUUUGUUGAAGGAACUCCUUCAGCGCACUCAGAGGGUGGUUGCUACAGAGGAGGGACGAGCGAACCUGAAGGAAAUGGGCUGGAUCGACUCCCAGGGCCACUGGACCUACCUCAAAUGGAGCCCUCAGCAGAGACGGCUGGUGCUGAACGAGGCAAGGACCCCUGUCACGCACGACGCCAUGAUCAAGACCAUAACGGAACUCCAGGCCAGCAUGACGGGCGAGAUUAUCCACCGCUUCAAAUCGAAACAACCCAUGUGGUCGAUCGAGGAAGAAGGAAGCUCCCAAGCAGUUUUCGACUUGGAGAUCUCGCUACGCAGUGCCACAGCCGACGAGGCUCACAUGAACUUCGGAGUGCUCAUGGGGAAUGCAGUCACCAACCUGGUGGGGAUGUCCAUGAAGAAAGACGACAGACCAAGGCAGCCACAGGCACAGCAGCUAGCACAGCCGUAG
Molecule: messenger RNA, 3423 nt
Organism: Symbiodinium sp. CCMP2592
Lineage: Eukaryota; Dinophyceae; Suessiales; Symbiodiniaceae
Source: the annotation of a GenBank genome assembly